AUGGCACCCCGAGCCUUCCUCGCAGCCUACAAGGUCUUCUGGGGCAACGCCAACGCAGGCGGGACCACUGCCACGUAUGCUGACGUGGAGGCAGCAGUCAACGCAGCCGUCGCUGACGGGGUUGACGUCAUCUCGCUCUCUCUGGGCGGCGCAGACCCCAGUGCCACGUAUUUCACGGAUCUGCCGUAUUUAUAUGCGAAUCUGGCCGGCACGGUGGUGGUUUAUGCGGCGGGGAACUCUGGUCCGCCUCCUCUCACCUCAUCCAUGUAUCGUAGCAUCUCCAACUUCUCGCCGUUCUACCUCACUGUUGGCGCCAGGUGGGUUACAGGUGGUUUUUCUGUUGGUGCCAGCACCAUCGCUCGCAGCUACGUCUCUUCAGCCACGCUGGGCGACGGGCGGGUGGUGAAGCUGUACGGGUUUGGCUCGGGGAACGUGGGAGUGCAGAGGCUGGGGUUGGUGGAUGGGAUUGCAGUGCGGGCAGCUGGGAAGACAGAUACUGAGGGCCAGUACUGCUUCGCAGGCGCACUGAACGCAACAAAGAUUGCAGGGAAAAUUGUGCUGUGCUCGUAUGGCUGGACCAGCACAGGCAGCAAGGCAGCAGAGGUUGCUAGCAAGGGCGGCAAGGCGGUGAUUGUGGUGGAUGCGCCUUUAGCGGCCAGACCGUACCCCAUUUAUGAGGCUCGGCUGCCUGUCAUGGGAGCAGAGGAAAGCGAGACGGGUGUUCUGCGCAUGUACACCCGCAUUAUGGUCAGUUCUCCUCACCUACCCAUUCCCAAGGUUCCCCCGCUGUCCCUCUCCUCCCCCUUUCCAGCAGCCUGA
Closterium sp. Naga37s-1 is the source of this 819-nucleotide messenger RNA. Lineage: Eukaryota; Viridiplantae; Streptophyta; Zygnematophyceae; Desmidiales; Closteriaceae. The record is from the annotation of a GenBank genome assembly.